AUGUCUGAUGAUGAAGAGGGCUGCGUGAUCGCGUCUCCGCUCACUGAGAGACAAACCUCCGUCACAUGUUCCAGUAGCAAACAGACUCCGAAAUGCUGUCAGAUUCUAGUUCCUGUCAAUAUUCUGGGUAAAACCGUUGACAUCGGAGUUGGGUGUUUUCUUAUUAAUAUUCUAAAUGUUUGCACUGGGCUGAAUGGAGGAGACAGCGGUGGCGGUGGUGGUGAAAGCACUGGUGGUGGAGGAUAA
Messenger RNA from Penicillium verhagenii, 246 nucleotides. RefSeq lists its product as uncharacterized. The transcript is spliced from 3 exons. The coding region runs from base 1 to 246 and encodes 81 amino acids. The record is from RefSeq and is a predicted model, not a curated record. NCBI's taxonomy places the organism in Eukaryota, Fungi, Ascomycota, Eurotiomycetes, Eurotiales, Aspergillaceae.